This is a messenger RNA of Suillus clintonianus, 1972 nucleotides long. Its product is annotated as amidase signature domain-containing protein. The transcript has 9 exons. The record is from RefSeq and is a predicted model, not a curated record. Bases 266 to 1900 code for a protein of 544 amino acids. Lineage: Eukaryota; Fungi; Basidiomycota; Agaricomycetes; Boletales; Suillaceae.
CCUUCAACAAGCAUGCAACGAGUAACUCAAAUGUACUCCCGUUCGUUUCUGCCACCCACCUUGUAUCGGCCAUCGCCAGUCACAAGUUGCCCACCACGUGUGCUACUAAAUGAUCAAUGCAUUACCCCAACAUUACCCAGGGUUGACUUCGAAAACAAAGUACAGGUGAACUGAUAUCGAUUCUAUGGCACAGGCUAGCAGAUAUUAAUAUCUAAAAAUAUGUUUAUCGGCGUGGUCACUGGUGAUCUUAGAAUUCGCAUAAAACAUGGACCUGAUUCUUACCUUGCCUCUACUUGUCGCGGCCCGGAUUUACAACAUGACUCGCAAGGCUUUCAGUCGCUCCGACUCUUUGCCUGAUCUUUACGAGGCUUCAAUCGCGGAACUCCAACAUGGCCUGGUCGAAGGACACUUCAAUAGUGUUCAGCUUGUGAAGGCCUACCUGAGCAGAAUUGAAGAAGUUAAUUUGAAAGGCCCUGCAUUACAUGCAAUCAUCGAGACCAAUCCAAAAGUCUUAUCGCAAGCUGCUGCCCUUGACGAGGAACGUAAAUUAAAAGGCAGCCGUGGGCCGUUGCACGGGAUACCUUUGCUGUUGAAAGAUAACAUUGCUACGCUGCAUGAGGAAGGGAUGGAUACGACUGCAGGUUCCUACGCCCUGCUGGGUUCUGUUGUUCCUCGAGACUCGUUUGCUGCAGCGAAAUUACGUGAAGCCGGAGCUAUAUUCAUAGGCAAAGCGAACCUCUCCGAGUGGGCUGGUAUGAGGGGAAAGGUUCCCUGUGGAUUCUCGGGGCGUGGAGGGCAAACCCUUUGUCCCUACUACCCGAAUACCAAUCCACUUGGUUCGAGCUCCGGAAGUGGCGUUGCGAUGGCUGUUGGUCUAGCAGCCGGGUCUCUUGGCUCAGAAACCAAUGGCUCUAUUGUUUCCCCGAGCAGCAGGAACAAUAUCGUGGGCAUCAAACCAACUAUUGGGCUGGUAUCUCGUUCAGGCGUGGUACCCAUCUCUUCCCAUCAAGAUACUGCUGGCCCGAUGUGUCGCUCUGUCACUGAUGCUGCCUUGUUGUUAAACUUCAUUGCUGGACCCGAUCCUCGAGAUGACGCUACUUUGCAUCAGCCCGCAAUAAUCCCAGACUACAUGAAAGCGCUUGACAAAAAUGCCCUCAAAGGCGCUCGUCUUGGAGUGCCUAGGUCCUUCAUCCGCGAUGUCAAGACACUUGAAGAUACAUUCAAUUCAUCUCUUGACAUUUUACGGGCCCUGGGUGCGGAAAUCGUUGACCCUGCAAAUUUCCCAGCCACAGAAGAACUAUUAACGUCGAAAGCGGAGGAACUGGUGUCGAGUGUGGAUUUCAAAAUUGGUGUCAACAAGUACAUCUCUGAAUUGGUCGAAGUCCCCACAGGCGUGAAGGCACUUGCUGAUCUGAUAGAAUUCAACAAGACUCAUGCGGAUCAGGAGCUUCCAGCGCCAUUUUAUACAGAUCAAUCCCAAUUCAUCGAAUCGGAAGCUACACAGGUUGAUGACGCCUACUUCGCAGCACUAGCGGAGGAUUUCGACUUGGGGCGCACGAGAGGAAUUGACGCCGCCCUAACCCAGUUCAAUCUCGAUGCCAUAAUUUUACCGACCGAUGCCAUGGCGUCCCAACCCGCGGCAAUUGCAGGAUAUCCGUUGAUUUCAGUGCCCCUCGGCUUUCAGCCAGAUGACGUCGAAGUACUGCCUGCGGUGCCAUCUCCACUUCAUACUCAAGCCCCGGGUGUUCCUUUUGGAAUCGCUUUUAUGGGCACUGCGUAUAGCGAAUUCAAGCUCAUCGGCUAUGCCUAUGCGUUUGAGCAAGCUACCCACGUUAGGCUUCAGAGAAGGGCAUAUGACGAUGCGAUUCCUAAGACCCAGUUAACAGAUAUUAUGCUUUAGUGAGAGUGGUUUGUGGGUUACGCACAGGGAAUAAGCCAGUAUGCACAUAUGAUAUAUUGCCUCGAAUCGAUU